AAAACAUAUAAAAACAUAUAAAUAAAUAAUUACUAUAUAAAAUAGUUCAACAAGUUUUUGUACAUUUAUAAAUGCACCGUCAAUCAAAAUGUUUCUGCGUCGCGCUAUACAAGUUGCUACCGUAUUGAUUUAUUGGUUUGUCAUUGUGCCGGUUAUUGCCAAGUAUUUGGAGGACAUUAAGUGGAUGCGUCGCGGUAAAUGGACGCGUAAGAAAUUGGGAUUCUAUGGCAUUGCAGCAUUCACUUUCAUCUUUAUCUAUUUCCUCUGCAUGUACGCGUAUAUGUUGUGUAAACGUUGGGAGCGUAAAAUACUCAGUGACAUGAAACAGUCGGUGAGUAAAGCCGCGGAGUCGGAGGUACCAUCAGCAGCCACAUCAAUGGCUACCGUGGCCGAAUUGGAACCUUUGGAACGUUUACGUCCGUCACGUCCUGCCCUGUUACCCGCACCGGCCGCUAAUAAUGUCAAUGCACAUUUAUUGACGAAAGAACAACAGCUGCAAGAACAGGAUAUUAAUCAACAGCAGCAGCAACAGCAACAACAACAACAACAGAAGUCAACAGGUGCCCGUAGUAAAGUGAAGAUUUUGCGUUCAGCACCUAAAAUACCAACCGUACAUCGGCUAUUGCCAUCACCUACAACCACAACACUGCCGGUAAUUGUGACAACACCGUUAGCGCCACUGCCGGAGCAGCCCUAUAGCAAUGAGUUGGAGGCGAAGGCUAAGCGUUUAAGUCGCGCCGAAAGAUUAACAACAGAAUUAGCGGAGAUUUUGAGGCGUUAUUAUCGCAUGAGCACGGGUAACGGUAAUAGUAGUAAAGCGCCGACAACAAUGGUGGAGCGCGUCAAAUGGACAAAUAUCUAAACAUAUUAAAGUAGUUUCAUACCGCGAAAUAAGAUGGAGAAACUUUUAUAGUAAUUGUGUAAACAGAUUUAUGUACAUUUACAGCAUUCCACAUAUGUAUAUAUAAUAUUUCGUAAUGAAUUUAUAUUUUUUUAUAAAUAUAGAAAUGUUUGCGCAUAGUUAAUACUGUGACUACGUAAUUACUGUAAUUGGCAGAUAUUAAGUGUAAAUAAAUUUAAUAAAAUAUUUAUAUAUAUAUACAUAAACGAGUACAUAUAUCUCUUAUAUACAUAUACACAUUUGUCUGUGUGUUGAAAAGUAUGUUUGUGCAUGCUUAUAAUUAUUACGUCGAAUAACAAACGAUAAGUUAAUUCUUUUUUUUUUAAAUUGUUGAUAUGAAAAGUAAUGUUUAUGAAUACAUACAUACACUUGUAUAUACACAUUUUAAUAUAAUAUUGUUUUGCAGGGCAAUCCCUGCAUAAUGAUUGUACACAAACAACAAAAAUUUGCGGUUGAGUGGAAUUUAUCGCUCAUAAAUGUUGAAAAAAAUUUGAAUGAAUUUUGAAAAUCUGCCAUUUAUUUAUUUUUAUAUUAAUUUUUUUUUAAUAUUUUGUUUAUAAUAAUUUAAACGUUAAGUUUUUCAUGUUAUACUGUUAAUAAUUGUUAAUAAUUUAAACAUUUUUCAAUUGAAAAUUGAAUUUUUCAAGAAAAGUUAUUAAAAUCUUAAAAAAUAAAUAAUUGAAUCUAAGCUAAUAAAUAACCAAUUUUAUGGUUACAGGUGGUAGAUCUUCAUACUAUUACAUAUUCAUAUAUGAACAAGUAAAAAAAAGUACUA
This is a messenger RNA of Ceratitis capitata (Mediterranean fruit fly), 1676 nucleotides long. RefSeq names its product ras guanine nucleotide exchange factor P-like. The record is from RefSeq and is a predicted model, not a curated record. Bases 89 to 862 code for a protein of 257 amino acids. The transcript has 2 exons. Lineage: Eukaryota; Metazoa; Arthropoda; Insecta; Diptera; Tephritidae.